Tetranychus urticae (two-spotted spider mite) is the source of this 1488-nucleotide messenger RNA. RefSeq names its product cytochrome c oxidase assembly protein COX18, mitochondrial. Gene Ontology annotation, biological process: protein insertion into mitochondrial inner membrane from matrix; mitochondrial respiratory chain complex IV assembly. Gene Ontology annotation, molecular function: membrane insertase activity. Gene Ontology annotation, cellular component: mitochondrial inner membrane. NCBI's taxonomy places the organism in Eukaryota, Metazoa, Arthropoda, Arachnida, Trombidiformes, Tetranychidae. The record is from RefSeq and is a predicted model, not a curated record.
AUUCCCUAAUUAUUCACUCGCUACUCAUAAAAUAUAAUCAAAAUUAGUGCUGAUCAAUAGAAAGGCAAAUAAACCAGAAAGCAGUUGUGAACGAUGAUUUUCAACCAAACCGCCAAAAACAAAUCACAUGUGGAGCUACAUGCGCUUUUAACGAUAAAUGUUAUUUUAUAACAACAAUGUUUUGAUUUUGUAUUACCAACCAGUCUUAUUGUUAAAUCUAAAUGUCUUAUAGAUAUUUUGUUAAAUUGUCUUUAGUCCAUAAUUAUAAUUUUUUUUCAGCCAGUGGCUUACAAACUCGUUCUGUCCAUUAUUUAUCUUUGAAAUGUAAUCCAUCUACUGCUGGCGUUUUAUCGGUUAGGAAACGACAAAGUGGAGCCGGUUGUAUUCAACAAUUAAAUGGCUCACAAUUAACUAACAGUUUGACUAUUCGGCAUGCUUCAUUUGGCGAGCGAUUAACAAGUAUAAGUGAGUCCAUUGCUUUAUCAUGGCCGGUGCAGAAGUGCACAGAUUCUUUGAUUUGGGUACAUGAAGCUUCGGGUUUACCUUGGUGGCUCAGUAUCAUUGUUUCAACUGUUGUAUUUCGAUCUGCGAUUGUUUUUCCGUUCAUGUGUUAUGAUCGUCGGAUUAUGCAUAAAUUAAUUAAUGUUGGUCCCGAGAUCACAAGCUAUACUGAUAAGGUAGCUGAAGAAUUGAAAAAGCUGGUUCAAAAUGGACAGCUAAAGAAGGAAAAGUUUCGAGCCACUCUUUUUAGAGCUUAUAAAAAGAAAUCGACGCAAAUUUAUUUAGAUAAUAACGUCCAUCCGGGCCAAAGGGUGGUUUUAAUUUUUUUUCAAUUUCCCUUUUGGAUAACUAUGUCUUCAUCGCUCAAUAAUCUUUGUGUUAGACCUUAUUUUCUCAACGAUCCUUUAGUUCAUAAUCAAUUUUUCACUGGUGGAGCCGCUUGGUUCAAAGAUUUAACGAUUGCAGAUCCUUAUUAUGUGAUGCCAGUUUUAUUUUUUGUGUCCAUAUUUUCAAGUAUUAAGUUUACAGAGCUGAUCAAAAAUCAAAACAGACCUAUGAAUGUUACUGAAACUAAAUUUGAAAGAUAUUUCAUGUACUUCUUGAAAGGAUGGCUUCUUGUGUUGCUUGGAUUAAGCACAGUGACACCGUCAGGUUGUGUACUAUACUGGGCCACUUCAGCUGCAUGUGGGACUCUACAUCACUACUUCUUGUCUUUUCCCAAAUUUAGGAGAAUAUGUAGAAUACCAGCGUUAAAAAAUGAUCCUAAACCCCUUGAUUGGAAACGCUUGAUAGCAUCAAUUGAUAAAUCAAAAUGAAAUAUCUAUUAUAAAUAAAUUCAAGAUGAAGUCACACGUUGUAAAUACCAAGCGUAGUAAAUUACUCGAAUUAAAAUAUUUUAAAUAAAAGAAAUAGUAAAUAUAUAUUGACUGGGAAAUCAUUUCUUUAAUGAAUUGAACUUCAUCCAUCCAUCAAAAUAAACACAAAAAA